AUGGAAUACCCGUACUACUCGUCUGCUCAGCAGCAGGCAUAUCCAUAUUACGGCCAGCAGGCGCCUCAGAACCCUUCACAGGACCAGUUUGGAUCGAUGGUGCAAGGACCUGACCAGCAGCAGCAGCAGCAGCAGCAACAGUUUGGUCCUUCGUUCCAGCAAUUCGACCAAUAUCAGUUCGGUCAUCCUCCUGUCCAGGGCCAAAUGAACAAUAUACCUUCAGCGCAUUAUCCGAGACAGUCCAUCGAGCCAGUAUCAAGCGGAUCAUCGAUACCCCCUUCUCUAUGCGGCAGAGAGAUCAAGCAGGAUUCCAUCGACUCGAAUGCCUUUCCACAGCCCAUCCCCAAUGAAAAUGGAGAAGAUGGCCACCAAGAACGGGAUCCCCGUAGCAGCAGUGAAGAAAAAGACUCCAACAUGACUCCUGCUCAGAGUCGUAGGAAGGCCCAGAAUCGAGCUGCGCAGCGAGCCUUCCGUGAACGCAAAGAAAGACGAGUCCGCGACCUCGAGCAAGAGUUGACAGAGUACAAGCAGAACUUCUCCAACCUGCUUGAAGACAACGAAGUACUCAAGCGUCAAAUGGCCAAAGUAGCCACUGAGAACGAGAUCCUCCGCGCAACUUCAAAGGUAGCACACUGCCAUUCUCCUGCUCAUGAACCUGAACCCACGACAACAGGCCCAAUGAUAUAUUCCCCCAAGGACUACAGCAGUGCCGCCAGCACCGUCAGUGGAGGCAGUGGUCAGUCUGAACGCGAGAAGCAUAGCAAACCAAUCCACCCGGUCAGAGUCUGUGAAGUCACCGGCGACAAGCUGCUAGAUGCGUCUGCUACCUGGGACCUGAUAGUUAGCCAUUUAUCGGACUCAGGUGCCAAACUGGACGUACAGGAUAUAUACGAUCGGUUAAAGGGACACGCUCAGUGUGACGGCAGCGGUCCCGUCAUCGGAGAGUCGCAGGUUAUCAAGGCAAUACAGGAUAGCAUUGCAGCUGGCAACGAUGAGCUGAUCUAG
Messenger RNA from Nannizzia gypsea CBS 118893, 1005 nucleotides. RefSeq lists its product as hypothetical. Gene Ontology annotation, molecular function: transcription cis-regulatory region binding; DNA-binding transcription activator activity, RNA polymerase II-specific. The record is from RefSeq and is a predicted model, not a curated record. Gene Ontology annotation, cellular component: RNA polymerase II transcription regulator complex. The transcript is spliced from 3 exons. NCBI's taxonomy places the organism in Eukaryota, Fungi, Ascomycota, Eurotiomycetes, Onygenales, Arthrodermataceae. The coding region runs from base 1 to 1005 and encodes 334 amino acids.